This is a messenger RNA of Monomorium pharaonis (pharaoh ant), 4817 nucleotides long. RefSeq lists its product as uncharacterized. Lineage: Eukaryota; Metazoa; Arthropoda; Insecta; Hymenoptera; Formicidae. The transcript is spliced from 3 exons. Bases 2007 to 2363 code for a protein of 118 amino acids. The record is from RefSeq and is a predicted model, not a curated record.
AUCUAACUUCCGCCAUGGAGGUAAACUUCCAAUGGAGCUAAGGAAGUUUACUAGACCUCUAAUGGACGUCUAUCUGACUUCCAUUAUGGACAUAGUCGUCCCAUGGAUCUAUGGAGGUUUAAUGGACGUCCAUUGAACAUCCACUGGAUGCCAAUUUCUAUGUGGGUCGAUACGUCACAUCCGGCUGUCAGCACACGUCCAGUACCUGCAUGCCAUCUACUUCCACCACGCGUACCAACCUCGCGUGACCAACCUUCGCUCCAAGUGUCGCGAGAUCUAAUUACAUUUUAUCCGUGUCUUACACUACUAUGUCCAAUCGCUUAUGUGCGCAAUCAGGACAGUCUCGGUAAUUAUGUUCCGCGUUAUUUGUCGCGUUACUAUAGUGUCCUACGGGGCACCACGCGUUGUUACGCUGCAUUUGCAUCGGUAUGGAGCUCCGUGUCAGCUUCCGCGUUAUAAAGUGCAAUGACCGGUACCGAGGUGAGUUCUUUUUUCAAUAACUCCAACGUUUUUAUACACGACGUAUCGAAAUUAUAUUCAGCAUCUCUUUUUCAGGAGGUUCUGUAACAACUUCGCUUUAAGUGCGAAGUCUUUGAUAAAUUUGCGAAAGUAGCUCAGCCCGAGGAACUUUCGCAUUUCGUGGUUUUUCGGCUGUUUAAAUUUACCAACCGCUUCAGUAUGCAUCGAGCUCAGAGUAAUCCCUUCGCCCGAAAUUAUGUAUCCAAGGAAUUCAACCUUGUUCCGCAAGAAUUGGCAUUUCGCAUAAUUCAGAUCAAAACGAUACUGUUUUAGAAUAAUCAGAACCUCCUUCAAAAUUCGUAGAUUUUCUUUUAUCGUUUCGAACGGGACGAGUACAUCGUUAAUGUACACUAUACCUUUUUUAAAAUUUCGCCGGCGCUUCAAAGUAUCCGAAGGGCAGGAAGGUGUACUCGAACUGCCCGUCGGGCGAAAAAAAAUACCUCGUGUGGUCGUUAUGCACUCUAAUCUGAUGGAAACUUUCGCGCAAAUCUAACAAAGUAAAAACAGAUUUAUUCGUAAGCCGAGAUAGACACUCCUCUAUUAUCGGAAACGGAAACUUUCUCGAUUCUGGCGUUUAAUGGACGUAAAUCUACGCACAGCCUGGUUAUCCGUUCUUUUUCUUCACCUGUAUUACGCGCGCGCAGUAAGGCAAAACGCUUUCUUUAAUUAUUCCGCGCUUCAGCAAAUCUUCUGUUAUUUCUCUAAUUUUUUUACGUUCGGCGUAAGCAAAUCUGCAGGGCGCGAACGCGUAGAUCGAAUCAUCUUUGAAUCUAACUCUCACUGCGUGCCCGUCGUCUAUCUCCUCUAACUUCAUCGCGCGCACUUCGUACAGUAAUUCCUCUAGCCUCUUCUUAAUUAUUAGAUCGAAAUCUACUUCUAACUCGUUUACUAUCCGGUCGAACUCGUCUUCCGCUUUGUUCGCCACGCACAAGGGUAAAGCGGAGAACAAGUCGACACGAGCAUCUAGUGGCCCCUGUUCGUGGAGCUUAUGCAAAAUCGUAAUUUUCUCAGUUCUAAAGAAGUCGCAUCCUAAAAUUAUAUCGCAUUUAAACGCUUCGUUUUCUAACACAUACAGCUUUAUAUUAUACACAUUAUUACCUAACAAUUACAACGAGAUUCCGGUUCAAAACGCGCCUAUGACCUUCAAAGUGCCGUCCCCCAGUCCUUUCAACUUUUGAUCCGAGGGCUCGAGCGCAUUGCCCUCACAGCACUCCGCGUAGCACCGUGUCUUUACAAAGAACAUCGGACUUCCAGUGUCUACCAGAGCUGUCAACUUACAUUUUUUACUUAAUCUUUACAGCCAGCUGCGUUACUGUGACCAACGGCUCUACCAGCUCCAGCCUCGUUCCUUCUUCGAUGACCGCCGCUGCCACCUCAUCGGCCGCCAUCUUUGCUGUCACGCUCGCCGCCGUCUGGGUAGCCGGGGGUUACUUCCUGGAUGCCUGCUGUCCGCCGCCUCUUUGGUCAUUCGGGCAAUCGGCUAUCCGAUGCCUCUUAUGUUUACACAGAAAGCAGUUUGCCCCGGGGAAAACCGCGUCAUCGGUUUCUUGGUCGUGUCUGCACUAGCUUCCAGAAUCGGCUUGACUUCAUCGAGGAAGCACGUUAUUGUAUCCUGCUUAACUGAUAAAGCGGUCCUUAGCAGUGUUCCUGCUGUCAAGAGGCCUUCCUCUGAGGUCGACGCGGAUUGGCCUUUCUUUCGUUCCGUCGUCUCAUUCGCAGUUCCCUGUGCCUUCAUCGGGAAGUCUACUCAAGUGCUCGAUGACGGCCUCCACGAGCGCUAUCUUCUCCGAGACCGCCUCAAUACCAUAACUCAGCCUCUCGCUGGAGCUGCUCCACCGUCAUAGCUUCUAGUCGUUCUCGCACGGAACGUGCCUUCGACGCCAUGCUGAAGCUCCAGUGACUUUCUCACAUAUACACACACACUCUGCGAUAUCGCGAUUCCACGUGCCCCUGCCGUUCUCGUCGGACAAGCACCGUCUCUGCAAUUCACUUGUCCGCGCGUCCGGUUUGCGCAGUUCGUUCACGCGUUUCGAUUUCAUGGAGCCCGAUACGCCUGCCCAUUGCUCCGAGCGCGGCGUUCUCCGGUUGUCCUUGCUCCACACACACGCACACACACACACACACACACACACACACACACACACACACACUCACACUACGAAUGGCGCGACGCGCUCUUUUGGCGCGCACGUCUUGAUCCCACUUCUGAACUAAAAGACUAAUUUUAACUGCUCGUUUAGAAGAUUCCGCUGGUGGCCGGAAUCUCCUUCUUUUUCCGCUAUCUAGCCGCAACGUCCCUGUUCUCAGGCGGUCCUGUUUCCUUUUCGGGUUCACCCGUUCCUCCGUUUCACCGGAGCACGCUGCGCACACGUGCCCACCGGUUCAAUCUUUGGAAUUAGUGCGGGGCGGGUUAGACAAAUAACCAAACACCGUCAUUAAAACUACUGCAACUAUAGAUAACUUUAUUUUCAAGUACAAGCUUUGGACUAAAACGGAUAUCACAGCAAACGCGGGACUGCCGCCGAACACCACCACAGUUCAAACGAGAGUGCCGAAAUCUCCGCGCCGCGCGCCGGUCGCUAACCAGAAUUUGUUCGCCCCGCUUCGACGCUUUUGGGGAGAAUUCUCGAACGUUCAGCAGUACGUCAUUUCCGCUCGGAGCUCGCGCCGACUCCGAUAUUCCGGAGUUGACCCAGCUGUUAUAGGGAUUAUGUAUUUCUAUUAUGUUACGCGUCGUCGCGGAAGUCCCCACGAGCUUUCGAGGUAAAGAAAAGGUAGUCGUGGCGGUAAUGAACUUUACUAGGAGUAAACUCAACAAACUUUAUUAAAAGAUAUAUGACGCCGGUUACAUGGCGUGAGUCGAUAACAAGAGCUAAUGGCGGACUGACUCGGCAGAAAAAACUGCCGUCGGAAACGAACUGCUUACAGCGCCACGCUGGCGCGGACAAUACGUAAAACUAGAGUGGAAACUCGCUAGUCGCCACAUACUCUUCUCCGAGGGUGCGUUCUUAAAUUCGCAACGAUGCAGCCUGAUACAUCCAGGUGCGUUCUUAAAUUCGCAAUUAUGCAGCCUGAUACAACCAUUUGCAUAACUUAGCCGUUCUUAAUUUAUGGUUGCGCACACUAAUUGAUAUUUAAGUUAAUCUUAGCCGUUCUUAAAUUCGAGUUGCAAGCAGAACUGCCGAAGUUGCUUGCAAUUUUUAGCAUCCCAGUUUAAGAAACUGCUGAAAGUUAAAGGGUGAAAGCAUAUGCGAUGUAAACUAACCCAGAGUAUUUUAGAUUAAGCGAACAUAACAGUGGCAAAAAAUCGGCAUGUUGAUUAUGAUUUAGACGGAUCUUAUUAUUGCGCAGAUAUUCAAUAGUAAAUAUAAAGUAAUAAUUAAGGAAUUAUGUCUAUUAACAAUUAUAAAUAGUAUUAAUAUAUGUGUAAUAAUAACAAUAAUAAUAAUAAAAGUAAUAAUAACAGUAAUAUAAUUAUAUGUAUAGUAAUUUACAUUUAGUAAAUGUAUUAUCCUAUAUAGUAGCAAAAAUAUGUUGACAAUGAGCUCAUAUUGGAUAAACAUUACUUAUAUAUUGGGACAGCAUUGCCCAAUGUUUUUUUCAAUAUUUCCGAAAGUAACGCUAAAAUUGGUUAUAAAAUAUUGAUUCCAAAUUAGAAUUCAAUUAAUGUCCAAUAUGAAAAAUUAAUUCAACAUUGACCAAGCGUUAAACCAAUAUUGAACUAAUUGCUGCUUAAAAACUGGCUAAAUAAGAUGAAGCGUCCACUUUAUAAUAUUGAAUAUUAUUGGGAAUAUUGUCUUUACUUUAAUUCUCAAUAUUGCGUCAAUGUUUUUGCUACUAGAAUAAAUGUUUAUUAAAUAUAAUUGAAACAUUACAAUAAUUGUUGUAAAUCCUUUUUAAUUUAUAAAUUAAAUCCUAUUGCUCCUAUUUUAGCAAUAUCCAUCUAUUUAUAUAUAGAUGGAUAUUGCUAAAAUAGGAGCAAUAGGAGGUUUUCUCACAAUAGCUACAUCUCAAUUAUUUUUUGAAGAGUCUUCAUCUUCUAAUGAAUACGAGGAUGUUAUGCCAUUAUUUGUAAAUAUUAUUUAGCUUUAUUAUUUAAAAUUAUAAUCAAUAAACAAAUAAUAAUAACAACAUUAGUAGUAACAAUAAUAAUAAUCCUUUAUAGUCAAUAUUUAAUACAAGUUUCUUAAAUUUUUAGUUACAAAAAAGAAACGUAUUAAAAGUACUUAAUUUUGAUAAACUAUGUCUUUCCAUGGACGAUCUUACUUUUCGAUCACAUUUUCGAUUAACCAAAAAAA